AUGUUCAAGCAAGCAAAUGCCACUUCGGCUUUGUUGAGGCCUUCAUCUGCACACACAUCCAAAAGAGCAGUGUCUGGUAUGAAACGACUUUUACCCCUCAGGCUUGCCACUCCACCACUGUCAGAAGAUUCGGAAGAUUCAGAUUCACACUCCGUGUCAACACCCUCUAAGAGGUCAACUUUUGGACAACUAGAACGUUUGGGAGACUUGUCGGAUCUGGGAAAUAUAUCACAACGGAGAUUACACGGUACAUCACUUUUGGCGAUCCGACCCGAGAAAUAUCGAGACACUCCCAUUAUUUCAACUGAUGGAUCGCCUUUAAUCGGAAGUCCUCUUUAUCAAGAGAGUUGUACCAAGUGGGAUGAGAUUGAGUGCACUACAUCUAGUAUCAUCGAUGCGUAUGAAGGAUUGAGUGACUCGAGUUCAAGCAAAGGAUGCGGUUGGGAUGACUCAAAUCAUGACACACAUGAGACACAAAGUGCGACACUAUCACCUAUGUCCCCAAGAAGACGUCAUCGAGCAGAUUCGGAAUUGUCUUUCAAGUGUUUGGGCGAAGAAAAUGAAGAUGCUGAAGAUGCUGAAGAAGGUGAAGAAGGUGAACAAUCUGAAUCUUCGUGGUUUGCUGGUUCAAAAACCACACGCCGAAUCGCUCCUAGAUUGUCGACUUUGGAUAUUGAAGAAUGGCUCGACGAUAGUGAAAGUAGCAUGUGUGAGAGUUCAGAUGAUGAUGAGUCUGACGACUUUUUCGCAUGCGCAACAGCUCUCGCACCAGCUAAAGCACAAGUUAUCCACGUGAAUCAUAAAAAAUCUCAAAGCUUGUCUAUUACCAUUCCAGAAAGAACAACCCCCACUGGAAUUUUAAAGCAUUCCGAUUCAUCUGCUCUUCGAAGAUUAACCUCUCGUUCUCCGAUUGAGACAUCCCCAAUGGAUGAUCUAGCCAUGUCCAGUCCUCCAACUUCACCCGAUGAACCAGAACCCAACAAAUUUUCUAACUUUAGUCAACGAAAGAUCUCUCGCUCACCAGCAGAUCUUUCUCCAACACCUGCCUCUCCAGAUACGAUACUUGAUAUCGUAGCCGCAAUCGAAGAAUGCACUUCGAACUUUCCUACCAAAAUGUUAUUAGCUGAUACCCCAUGUAUAUCAUCCAUUCGUUCGCAUCUUAAAGCUACAUCAACUGCCUCUUUCAAAUCAUUUCAGCGAUCAAAACAACCACCACCAGCACCAUCAACCACAACACUUAUCCCACCCCACCAAAAAGGUAUCAACCGUCGCAAUCGUCCUCAAACAAUCUGUCUCUCCCCAACCGAGACCAAAUCCUUCAACUUUUCCAUUCCCACCACCCCACCCGUCACUCCUCCCUUCAGUCCCGAUUUCUCCUUCUCCGCCCUCGCACCCGCCAACAAACCCAGCACCACCAACGCAGGUCCCUCUCCCAUCCUCCCCACCUUCGCCUACCAACUCGCAGCCGCCAAUCUGCAACCUCUCCACGCCAUCUUCCCCGUCUCCUCGGAUUUCCUCCGCUCCGCUCUCUACGCCCACAUCCUCGCUUACAUCUUCCUACAAUCGCUUCCCUCCUCUCCUACCCCUCCAUCCAGUACCCCUCUCACCCGCACUACCACUAUCAAACAUUCUCACUCCGCUUCCCACAAUCUUCGCAAAUCUUCUUUCCACAAUAAUACCUUCUUAUCUUACACAUACAACAAUACAUCUCUCGUCGGUAUUCCUGCCAAAGCAGCUUCCACCCUCGGUCUCUCAGCAUCAACAUCCAUUCGUCGUAAUGGAAACAUGGGAGCAGUUGCGCAAAACAAGAAGAUCGAAUUCAAUCUCAAGACUUGCAUCGGCAAAUUGUUGAAAGGCAUGCAGGGAAGUGUGGAUGUGGAUGGAAAUGGGAAGGAAGUGGAGGGAUGGGUUUUGAGAAGUUUGGUCGAGGUUGUGAGAGGGUGCGAGGGGAUUUAG
This is a messenger RNA of Botrytis fragariae, 1956 nucleotides long. RefSeq lists its product as uncharacterized. The coding region runs from base 1 to 1956 and encodes 651 amino acids. The record is from RefSeq and is a predicted model, not a curated record. The transcript is spliced from 2 exons. NCBI's taxonomy places the organism in Eukaryota, Fungi, Ascomycota, Leotiomycetes, Helotiales, Sclerotiniaceae.